UGACCGAGUUUGACAAUUGCCAAGGAACAAAAUGGCUGGAGAAGUGUUUAUAAAGUGUUUAAUAUCAUUUUUACUGCUGAAUUCGUGCAGAGGUGAAAUCAAUGGACGCCUCCUGGAUGAGAAUGAGGACAACCUGGACUUGGAGACGCACCACACGAGAGAUCUUCCAAUACAAAACUCCAUUCAGAGUCAUCCCAGGAGGCACAGAAAGUCCAAGAGACGAAUGAAGCGAAGGUACAAAUGCUACUCCUGCGAGCCUCCCGAUUGCGCCAACAACGUGACAAUCCACACUCACCUGUGCCAGAAUGCCAUUCAGUGCUGGAAGUCCCGCGUGCGCGACAGCUACGGCGUGGAGCGGAUGAGCAGGGGCUGCACGACUUCGCACGACCAGCUGCCGGUGCUGUGCAAUCCCAACAUCAAGGGCGGCCACGCGAAGCGCCACUCCUCCGGGCAGUACAACAUCGAGUGCUGCACGGGCGACUACUGCAACAACGGCAGCUUCCCCGAGCUGUCGCCCAUCAAUGAGGUGAUCCGCAUGGACCCGGUCACGCCGGCGGGCCUCAAGUGGAUCUUCGGCGCCAUGGCGCUCGUGGCCGUGCUGUGCGUCGUCGGCGUGGUGGUGUACUUGUGGAUGCGCCGCAGCCGGCACAAGAGACUGCUGGUGUCCAGGAACAAGGCGGACCCCGAGACGUACUACGCCAGCGACGACAUCCUGCGCAUCACCACGGCCGGCGACAGCACGCUCAGGGAGUAUCUGGAGCACUCCGUGACCUCGGGCUCGGGCAGUGGCCUGCCGCUGCUCAUCCAGCGCACGCUGGCCAAGCAAGUCUCCCUCGUGGAGAUCAUCGGCCGCGGGCGGUACGGCGAGGUGUGGCGUGGCAUCUGGCAUGGCGAGAAUGUGGCCGUGAAGCUCUUCUACAGUCGCGACGAGGAGUCAUGGAAGCGCGAGACGGAGAUCUACAGCACAGUUCUGCUGCGGCACGAGAACAUCCUCGGCUACAUUGGAUCGGACAUGACGUCGCGCAACUCCUGCACGCAACUCCUCCUGCUCACGCACUACUAUCCACUGGGAUCGCUGUACGAUCAUCUCAACAGAUCGGCGCUCACGCACCACGAAAUGGUGGUGAUCUGUCUAUCCAUCGCCAACGGACUCGUUCACCUGCACACGGAGAUCUUCGGGAAGCAGGGCAAGCCCGCGAUUGCCCAUCGCGAUCUCAAGUCCAAGAACAUCCUGAUUCGCUUGAACGGAUCGUGCGUGAUUGCUGACUUUGGACUGGCAGUGACUCACGUGCAGGCCACCGGGCAAAUCGACUUGGGCAACAAUCCCAAAGUCGGCACCAGACGAUACAUGGCGCCGGAAGUGCUGGACGAAAGCAUCAACAUGGGAUGCUUCGAGGCCAUCCGUCGAGUGGACAUUUACGCCCUGGGUCUGAUCUUCUGGGAGGUUUGCCGCCGAACACUGUCCUGUGGCAUCGCCGAGGACUACAAAGUGCCAUUCUACGAUGUUGUUCCUGCUGAUCCCAGCUUCGAGGACAUGAAGAAGGUCGUCUGUGGCGACAAUUACCGCCCGUCGCUGUCCAACAGAUGGACAUCAGAUCCUCUCCUGGCGGGAAUGUGCAAGCUGAUGCGCGAGUGUUGGCAUCAGAAUGCCAAUGUGCGUCUGCCGGCGCUGCGUGUGAAGAAGACAAUCCAGAAAUUGGCCUCAAAUGACGCUACAGUGAAGCUGCAUCAGAACGAAGAGGAGGUGUGAAGAAGGAGGAGAUUUUCCUCCGAUAGACGAAGAGCCUCUAUCUUUACACAUUUAUUUUAACAUGAUUAACGAAACCGUGAAGUGUUAGAAGAGUUUUUUUUUGUAGUGUUAAAAAGAGAGCGGAAUUUCAUGGUGAUUUUACUUGGGGAUCGAGUAUUUUGUUCACCUCGCUUUAAUUUCCACCAACCGCGAAUAUAUAUAUUUAAUUUUUUUUCACCUGUUUCUCUCUGUGUAGAAUUUCUGUGUUAAUGACCAAACAAUUGAUUAUAGUUGUGGAAGUAUUUAGAGAGAAUUUGUCGCGCAACUCUGAGAAUGAAUGAAUGAGGAAAGAAAUCACCUUGAAGAUCCCCAGGAAAGUGACUGAAAUUUCGCGCGGUGGUUCUUGUUAUAUUAAUAGCAAAAAGGCGACGAGUGCGCGCGUAUGAAGAGUGAAUGAAAUCCAUAAGAGAAGAAAGAUUAUUAAGUUGUGUGUGAGAAUAAGUGAGAAAAAAAUCAGCAGAUAAGACACACUUUUCUUUCUAACUUCAAACCAUUUCACGCUUUGGAAAUGUGAUUGACGGCUAAAUAUGAAUUGCACACAGUAUGUAAAUAAAAGGAGAAAAAAAAGAGUGUCGAUCAAUCAUUUUCCUAAAUAUAUGCAUGUGAAAUCUGUGUUUUGUGACUAAUUGCAGAAGAGGAAAACUUCUGUACAACAAAACUUGAUAUAGAUUUGAUUGAUUGUGUAACAAUACAAAACAUUAACUUCUAAGAGUAGAGAAAAAUGUGGUUAGGAAGAUUGUCUGACUUACAAUAAGUAGCUGAGAAGGAGAAGAAGAAGAAGGGUGUUUGAGGUUCUCUAGGAUUAAAGAAAAAAAAAAAAGCUCGUAGAAAUGUAGAAAUUGAUUCUUGAUUCAUUUUUGUGAAUUAUCGCAAAUCCCUCAGAACUUUUGCCGAAGAGAGAGAGAAUGAAAGAAAAUGAGGGAAAAGUGUACCUAAGAUAGAAAUUCACCAACUCUUCCCGCCACAUAAUUUAACCCACUAAAAAGUGUGAGUGUGUGUUUUUUUUUUAAAUCUCUAAGGGUAGAAUUAUAGUAAGAAAAGAUGUCUCUAGAGUGAGAAAGAGAGAGAGAAUACAAAAAUACAUAUUUAACACUGAAUCAUUGAGUUACGUAAACUUCUUAGCAAUUAUCUUUAAAUUUGAGUAUCAAGAAUUACUAUAUUGAUGGAAGAAGAAAAAAACGUGAAAAUCAGACAAGAUAUAUCAGAAAAUAUUGAAUGUUGCAGUACCUAUAAACAUAUUAUAUUGUAUUUAAUUCUAUACUCCAAGAAAAAGAAAGAAGAGAAAGAAAAACAUUGAGUAAAAAAUCAUUUCAUUCACUCUCUAAAUAAGAAGCAUUAUGAAAAAUUCAACUCCAACACUUCAAUUCAGCUGGUGAAUUGCAGCUCAAUUGAAGCUUUUCUUGAAUCCUCUGGAGUUUAUUCAUCGCCAUAAACAAAUAUAUGUGUAAAAUUUGUAGUUGAGAGAGAAAAGAGGAUUUUGUGAAGUCAGCAAAAGAAAACAUGUUCAUCAUUUUCUCCUCCCCAUAUCAAUUCAAACAUAUUUCAAUUACGUAGAUUUAUCAUUUUGUCUCUUCACUGAUGAAAUCCAGUAAGAUUUUACACACAAAUCAUAUAUUAUUUCUUAUGAAAAAAGAAAAAAUCUCUGCCAUAAUUUCGUUAAUGGAAAUUGUCACUCGUUGGCAACUUUUUAAACAUAUUUAAUGUGAAGCAAUUAUGAAAUUGUUUAAUGAGUCACAUAUCCAAAUGAGACAUAUUAAUUUAUAUACUCAAGCCAUAAAAUACAUAUUGACGAAGGGAAAUCAUUAGAGAGAGAGAGAGAAGGCAAGAGAACGCAAGAGAACGAGAGAGAGAAUUGAGAAGGAAAAACAAACCAUAUUUUACCAUCCUCAGCAUUCAUGUUUGGGAAGAAAGAGAGAAAAAAAAUUGCUCAUUGUGCGAAAUAUUCACUUGUAAGCUCAUUUGUACAUAAAUCAUGUAUGUUUUUAGGAUAAAUCCUCAUUUAUAUUAACAUAAGCAAUAUAUAGUUUUUAACAAAAAUAAA
Phlebotomus argentipes is the source of this 3830-nucleotide messenger RNA. RefSeq names its product activin receptor type-1 (gene sax). Bases 32 to 1750 code for a protein of 572 amino acids. The transcript is spliced from 6 exons. NCBI's taxonomy places the organism in Eukaryota, Metazoa, Arthropoda, Insecta, Diptera, Psychodidae. The record is from RefSeq and is a predicted model, not a curated record. Gene Ontology annotation, cellular component: BMP receptor complex; plasma membrane. Gene Ontology annotation, molecular function: SMAD binding; transforming growth factor beta receptor activity, type I; ATP binding. Gene Ontology annotation, biological process: cellular response to growth factor stimulus; dorsal/ventral pattern formation; protein phosphorylation.